UUACUGUUCUCCUUUAGUCCUUGUGGGGAUGAAAACUCUAGCUUUUUAUUUCUCAUCAGCCUACUGGAAAUGCGGCAUUUAAUCUCAAAUCUGUUUGGAGAGGGUUGACUGUAAAGAAAACGCAUUUUUUUUCAAGUUGACAUCCCUACUUCAAACAAAUAUGAAUAUUUUAAGGAAUAAGAUGCGGAUAUAUGUCAAAGAGACAGAGAAUAUUCUGAGAAAUCCGAAAAGCACAAACGAGGUGACCAAUGCCGUCGAGGAAUUUUACAAAAUUACUCUUGGGCACGAACAGACCGUUAGCUCCAAAUUCCAAGAUGUUCACUUUAUUCGUGAAGUUUUCCUGACAGAAUUUUACCCAACAGUGCUUAAAUUUUUUAUUGACACAUUACAAGUGGAGUGGUUUACAAGUCCUGAACAUAAACACGUGUCAGAACUGUUUGAUAAGGUGUUUUUGGACGGUUAUGCAGUUGGUGCCUUUACUGUGCUGAUGAGGAGUGUGGAUAAUUUAGAACUGGGUUUCAGACUAAAUAAGUGUGUAUCUCUUAUGGAGAAGUUCCUGGAUAACAGUGGAUUAUUCCAGAUACUGACGACAGCCUGUAAGUCCACUCCAGAUAGGAGUCUGGAUUUUAUGUGGGAGGAUCUCAUAAGUUUGCUGGCCACACUUCCAGACAAAACAGCAAAUAAACUACAGCUCCAGAAUAGUGAGAAGUUUUAUCCUCAGCAAUACAUUCCUCUGCUGUGCGAUGAGGUCAUGCAAGUGUUGAAAAUCAUGCACCAGAAACUGAAAAAUAACAAAGACAUACACUUAGAAUUCAUCAGCAGGGUGAUCGGCAAGGUCUGCAUCUCAGGUCAUGCAGUCAUUCUGUGGAGUUCCCUUGUCUCCCCUCUGGAGCGGGGCGUGAGGGAGGAUUACAUCUUGAGCAGGAUAACAGAAAGGAUCAUCACGGGGGUACCAGACCGGUGUCUAGAGUGUACCCUCACCGCCCUACUGUCACGGCUAGCUUGGUAUGGAUUGGUUGAGAAGUUUAUUGGAGGGAGUGUUACCACAAAACAGAAGAUCAAAUACCUACUGUGUACUAAACUGGUGUUUCACAGGCACUCCCAGGAUGUAGAUACUUUUACUUCAAAAUAUAAUUGGAUAUCUAGGAUCAUCUCACACAAGGAAAUCCCUGCUUAUAAAGAUGUUGAGGGAGAAA
This is a messenger RNA of Saccostrea cuccullata (small rock oyster), 1196 nucleotides long. Its product is annotated as telomere length regulation protein TEL2 homolog. The record is from RefSeq and is a predicted model, not a curated record. Gene Ontology annotation, cellular component: cytosol. Gene Ontology annotation, biological process: telomere maintenance via telomerase; protein stabilization. The transcript is spliced from 7 exons. Lineage: Eukaryota; Metazoa; Mollusca; Bivalvia; Ostreida; Ostreidae. Gene Ontology annotation, molecular function: Hsp90 protein binding; telomeric repeat DNA binding. The annotation marks the transcript as partial.